Molecule: messenger RNA, 783 nt
Organism: Rotaria sp. Silwood2
Lineage: Eukaryota; Metazoa; Rotifera; Eurotatoria; Philodinida; Philodinidae
Source: the annotation of a GenBank genome assembly
AUGUUUGAGGCUCGUCUUUUACAUGGUUCAAUCUUUGCAAAAGUUAUUGAAGGUCUUCGUGAAUUAGUCAAUGAAGCAACAUGGGAAUGUAGUGGCAAUGGUAUUACAUUACAAGCUAUGGAUAGUUCUCAUGUUGCUUUAGUUUCACUUGUUAUGCGAAGUGAAGGUUUUGAAUCAUAUCGAUGUGAUCGAAAUAUGAGUUUAGGUAUUAGUCUUGUCAGCAUGUCUAAAGUAUUGAAAACAAUGGGUAAAGAUGAUUCAUUAACUAUUCGUGUCAAUGACGAUUCAGAUUCAAUUAUAAUUGCGAUGGAAUCUCAAAAUCAAGAUAAAUUUGCUGAUUAUGAAUUACGUUUAAUGGAUUUAGAUAGUGAACAUUUAGGCAUUCCAGAUACAGAUUAUUCAUGUACAAUUAAGAUGCCUAGUAGUGAAUUUUCUCGUAUUUGUCGUGAUAUGAGUAUUAUGGGUGAUUCAGUGCUUGUUUGCACAACUAAAGAAGGUGUUAAAUUCUCAGCUAAAGGCGAUCUUGGUCAAGGUAGUAUUCGUCUUGUUCAAACAACCAAUAUUGAAAAAGAAGAAGAAGCAGUUGUUAUUGAAAUGAAAGAAGCUGUUGCACUUACAUUUGCUGUACGAUAUUUGAGUAUGUUUUGUAAAGCAGCCCCACUUUCACCUCAAGUUGGUUUAAGUCUUUCGGAAGAUACACCUUUAAUGUGCGAAUUUAAAAUUGCUGAAAUGGGCCAUGUUCGCUUCUAUUUGGCACCAAAGAUUGAAGAUGCAGAUAGUUAA